Molecule: messenger RNA, 2969 nt
Organism: Heterobilharzia americana
Lineage: Eukaryota; Metazoa; Platyhelminthes; Trematoda; Strigeidida; Schistosomatidae
Source: the annotation of a GenBank genome assembly
ACUCCCAACGAUUGCUCAUCUUAAAACUGUCAAGUUACUCGAGCUUAACUUUAUCGUAACCCCUAUACUUUUCCAUCGUAUCAAAUGCAUUUCGUAAACAAUACUUCUGAUGUCUACACAAGAUAGUUUAGUAAUAAGUGGGCAGUUGGAGAUCUAUCUUCGUAAUACAUGGAUACCUAUUAAGGCCACUUUGAAGAACGAUGCUUUGAUCAUUGAGUUAGAACAUAGUCCUAACAUUCCUAACAACAAUCACGAUGAAGAUAUUUCGUCGGCGAAACGUCUGGUACGCAUAACAAAAGAAGAGCUCAAUGGUCUAGGCAUCAGUAUUAAAGGUGGUCGAGAAAAUAAGACACCAAUAUUAAUAAGUAAAAUAUUCAAGGGAAUGGCAGCUGAACAAACAGGUCAACUGAACGUUGGUGAUGCAAUCUUAUCAGUCAAUGGUGAGGAUCUUCGAAAUAGUACACAUGAUGAAGCUGUUCGUGCUCUGAAACGUGCUGGUCGAAUUGUGGAACUCGAAGUAAAGCAUAUGCAUGAAGUGACACCGUAUUUUCGGAGAGCAGUAGGUAUGGAAACCAUAGCCUGUUCUGCAGACCUCAGUUGGCCAACUGCUCAACUUGGUAAUCUUGUCCCACUAGGAUCUGGUGAUACUAGUGUCAAAAGCUCUACGGCAUCAGGUAAUGCAGAGCAUUCUGGGCGUUCCAGCGGUCCUGGAGUGGUACCACUGAGAUUAACUCAUUUAGUGAGAGAUUUAACACUACCAGACGUAACCGGUUGUUGUUUUGAGUUACACAGUCCAGACGGGAGAAGAUCGUGUCUACUUCGGGCACCUGAUGCGCAAGAAGCACGUAUGUGGUUUGAUGCUAUACACAGUAAAAUGAAAAUUAUUAAUAAAGGCUAUUUGGCUGAACUGAAUCGUCUUCUUCCUCCAACUCAAGAACUCAAACAAUUGGAUUGGCUAGUUGAACUGCGUUGCACUGGCUCAGAUGUAUCAAACAGAUCGAGUGAUCAUGCAGAUGAUGCGAAUGGCAAUAUUGUAAGUGAUAUUCUUUCGGCUGGAGAUCAUUCUACAAUGACUUCUCAUGCAACGUGGAAACCAGUUUUUGCAGCAUUGUCUGAUAGAGACUUACUUUUAUAUGAUACAGCACCUACAUCUAAGGAAGAAUGGGCAAACCCUGUACGAGCACAUCCUUUAAUUGCUACUCGUGUUGUUCCAAUCGACUUAAGAAAAUCGAAUUUGAAUGAUCUUGGUGCACAGAAUGAAAAUGGUCGAAGACGUCCACCGGGUGACAUGGUGACAUUUCUAACUAGAACUGGCAGUAAACAUGGUAUCGAAUCGCAUACAUUUGCCGUAUCUACUCAAGAAGACUUAAUAACUUGGUCCAAGUCAAUAAUUGAAGGUGCACAUAUGGCUGUUGCCACAGCACAAGAGGUGGUUAUCACUUGUAGAUGGCAAAAUUAUGAUUGCCAUUUAACAUUACAUUAUGAUACUGGUUUAAAGUUAAUAUGUCGUCAACUCCCAGUAGAAUCUUUGCAUCCAACAUCACAACCUUCAACAUAUGGUAAUAUGAUCAGUGAACAUGUGAUAUGGCAGUAUCCAUAUGAAAAACUAAGAUCUACAGCAGAUGAUGGUAAAACAAUUCUGUGGAUUGAUUUUGGGCCAGAUGGAGAAUAUGAAUUAGAUAUGCUGGGAUGCCCAAAACCUGUUGUGUUCAUUCUUCACAAUAUAUUAUCUGCCAAAGUAACUAGACGUGGACUAUGUGGAUAGAAAAACAAAAUCAAGAAUUAUGUGAAAUGAAUGUUACAAGAUUUCAUUCAGUCUGUUGAUAUAUUUCAUUCACUUACAGUUUCUGGUGGAUAAUCAAGAGAUGAUUUUACACGAUAGUUAUGUGCAAUAAAUGGAAGAAGAAAGAAGGAGAGAAAACGAAAGUGUAACUUUUGUGUUUGCAAAAUAACUUUAGAAUGUGAUUUACUUCGUAUUCAUUUUGAAUAACACUUUUAUAUUUAUUUACAUUUACUAACUAGUCUAUUGAAAAAAUAACCAGUCAGUCACAAAAAUUACUGCCAUUGUGCAUGGUACAUUCCAGAGACACCCUUCUCCUUUUAUACAUCAUAAUAAGAGUGUUGUAUUUUCUCAGCUGUGCUUUAUUCAUUGUACACGAUUUAAUUCGCAGUAUCUGCACGCAGGUCACUUGGGCACAUGAAAUAAGCUUUUCUCUUCUCCCUUAAUGUACACUUUCCAAGCUCUAUUUACCGAACAUAUUUUUCCUUUUCCCAUCUUUCUUUUGAGUAGAUUACCUUGUUGCUAAAUUUGGUACUGCAGUACUUUGAAAAGAUUGUUGUUGCCUUCGUGGCCCGUAUAUGGGUGAAGCGAAGGAGUCUAGAUGGCAAAGAAGUGACUCAGUGUAGUUGUAAACCUCUGGAAACAAAACAAAUUUACUUUUCACUAUGCAUACUAAGGCCCAACUAGAAGGGAACAAUAACAGACAAGACAUUGUAAUUUGUUUGUAUUCAUCUGUGAUAAUGUUUUGUUUGUUUUUAGCAUUUAUUGAGAUCUAAAGUGGAAUAUUUGCGAAAUUACAAUGACUGUAAUGCCUAUCAACCUUCCUUUGACAAAUGUGUUGUCUGUGCAUUCUUUUUUCUGUGAAUUUGUUUCCUUCGGUUUGUACACUUUUGUGUUGAUUGGUAUACAGCGAAAACAAGUUUUUAACUUACCUUAUCUUCUGAGAAUUUCCUAGUUGAUGGAUUGGUUUUACUUGACUGCCAAAAAAGAAAACGGAUGGACAUAAAACGUAUUACUGUAUAUGUGUGUGUACUUCAAAAGGUUUUAUUGUAGACUAUACGUAUCAUUAUCUGAUAGACGGUACAUUACGCAAGUAGAUGUAACGUUACAUAAAUACUUUUGUAUUGGCUGUGACAUCUUUAUUGACGUCAGCUGAUUCACCAGGUGAAUAUCACAUCAUUUUUAUUCA